Molecule: messenger RNA, 1783 nt
Organism: Aspergillus alliaceus
Lineage: Eukaryota; Fungi; Ascomycota; Eurotiomycetes; Eurotiales; Aspergillaceae
Product: actin-related protein ArpA
Exons: 3
Coding region: 193-1338 (381 amino acids)
Source: RefSeq, a predicted model, not a curated record
CGACCUCCCCCAAGGCUCUCGACACCAAAGCCAACAAUUAAAAUCAGAUAGUCGGGAAGCAAUCUCCUCCACCCUUGGAACCUACGUGGCACAACUUCCCCGGCCGUGGGGCCAUCUUAUAACAAUCGCGCUUCACCCAAACAACCGCCCUUAACCAGCCCGCAACCCCGAACCACACCCCCUUCUCUCGCAAUGGCCGAGGCCACCCUCCACAACGCCCCAAUUGUCAUCGACAAUGGCAGCGGGACCAUCCGCGCCGGCUUUGCAGGCGAAGAAAUCCCCUCAUGCUUCUUCCCGUCGUUCGUCGGCCGCCCAAAACACCCGCGGGUGAUGGCCGGCGGUCUAGAAGGCGACGUCUUCAUCGGACAGCGAGCACAGCAGCUGCGCGGUCUCCUGAAGAUCCGGUACCCCCUCGAACACGGCAUCGUAACGGACUGGGACGACAUGGAGAAAAUCUGGCACUACGUGUACGAAAAUGAGCUGAAGACGCUGCCCGAAGAGCACCCCGUCCUCCUGACUGAACCGCCGCUCAAUCCCCGCAAGAACCGCGAUACGGCCGCCCAGAUCAUGUUCGAAACAUUUAAUGUCCCGGCCCUGUAUACGUCUAUUCAGGCGGUGCUGUCGCUGUACGCGUCUGGGCGCACGACCGGUGUGGUCUUGGAUUCAGGGGAUGGGGUCUCCCAUGCGGUGCCGGUGUUUGAGGGUUUUGCGAUCCCGAAUAGUAUACGGAGGAUUGAUGUGGCGGGGCGAGAUGUGACGGAGCAGUUGCAGUUGUUGCUUCGGAAGAAUGGGCAUGUGUUGUAUACGAGUGCUGAAAAGGAGGUGGUGCGCAUGAUUAAGGAGCAGGUGUGCUAUGUUUCGUUGGAUCCGAAGCGCGAGGAGAAGGAGUGGAUGAAUAGUUAUCACAAGUCGGAGACGAAGGCUGUGGAUUACAGGUUGCCUGAUGGACAUCGGAUCAAGGUUGGACAAGAGCGCUACCGCGCUCCUGAGAUCCUUUUCGACCCUGAACUCAUCGGUUUGGAGUACCCCGGUGUUCACCAGAUCGUUCAGGAUGCUAUUACCCGCACGGAUCUGGAUUUGCGCAAGGACCUAUAUCUCAACAUUGUUCUUUCGGGAGGCUCAACGCUGUGCAAGAAUUUCCCGGACCGAUUGAUGCGCGAGAUCAAGCGGUUGGCUGUGGAAGACAUGAAGAUUCGAAUCUCUGCGCCGUCCGAGCGGAAAUACACGACCUGGAUCGGUGGAGGAAUCCUGGCCGGUCUGAGCACGUUCCGCAAGAUGUGGGUUAGCGCAGAUGAAUGGCACGAAGACCCGGAGAUCAUCCACCGCAAGUUCGCCUAAUGUUGCAUCCGUAUAUUGAACCGCAAGACGGCAUACGCGACGCCAGUCAUUCACCAUGCGCAGACAGCGCAACAGUCACCGAAUGAAGCCGAAAAUACAUUAAGUGAUAUUACCGAGAAGCCACGAACCCUCGAUAGAAACGUCAGCUGCUGUUGUCUGCAGAUCAGCAGCAGCUUUUGAUACCCCUCUUUUGUCUUCUUCCAUGCUACCAAGGGCCAUAUCGCUCCUACCACCCUCUCAUCCAACCCUGAUAUUCCCAUGGCAGACAGAUAACGUCAUGUCUUCAUAUCAUUCCAUUCCAUUCUUCACGAUCACGGAUGAAUCGGCCGUGUUUCAUCUUCUCUGGCUUGCCUAAUUGUUAUGCCUGACCCCUGUCAAGUGGUCGGUCGACUUGAAUUAAGCCUUGUAAAUAUCGGAAUAGAUAAAUGAAUCUUUAUGAAUUGCA